This is a messenger RNA of Alternaria postmessia, 600 nucleotides long. RefSeq lists its product as uncharacterized. Lineage: Eukaryota; Fungi; Ascomycota; Dothideomycetes; Pleosporales; Pleosporaceae. The coding region runs from base 1 to 600 and encodes 199 amino acids. The transcript is spliced from 2 exons. The record is from RefSeq and is a predicted model, not a curated record.
AUGAAGUACACACUUACCGCCAUAGCCCUUGCGGCGACAACGAUCGCUGCUCCGACUAAUCAAGCACCCGACUCAUUCAAGAUCACUAAAGUCGUCUCUGGCGGCUCGGGUUGCCCCCAAGGCAGUAUCGAUAUCAACUGGACUGACAAUGGCAUCUUGCCCAUCUACUUCAACCAACAAUUCACAGCCCGCGUCGGCACCGGGAAGACGGCAGAAGACUCGCGAAAGAACUGCCAAAUCAACCUCGGUCUCGAAUUCUCCCCUGGCUUCUCCUUCGCCAUCUUCAGCGCGGACUACACCGGUUGGGGCGACCUUGAUAGUGGUGUCACUGGUGUCGUAAAGUCAACGUACUACGUCUCUGGUCAGCAAAGCCAGUCGUCGUCAGAACUCAGCAUCGACGGUCCGUUCCAUGGCAAAUACUACAAGCAGGAUAACGUGCCGGCUGCAGUCUGGUCACCCUGCGGUGGUGAUGCCCUUUUCAACAUCAACAGCGAAGUAGCGCUAACACCAUUUGCUACACCGGCUAAUGGUGUGCUCGCUGCAACGCGCGAGGCGGGUCGCUUUACGUCGAAUUUGUACGUUCAGUGGAGAAAAUGCUAG